Molecule: messenger RNA, 1960 nt
Organism: Rhagoletis pomonella (apple maggot)
Lineage: Eukaryota; Metazoa; Arthropoda; Insecta; Diptera; Tephritidae
Product: soluble guanylate cyclase 89Db-like
Biological process (GO): response to oxygen levels; cGMP biosynthetic process; nitric oxide-cGMP-mediated signaling
Cellular component (GO): guanylate cyclase complex, soluble
Molecular function (GO): oxygen sensor activity; guanylate cyclase activity; heme binding
Source: RefSeq, a predicted model, not a curated record
CACUUACGGAAGGAGGAACACUCAACGCAAAACAACGAAGCAUCAAAAGCAACAACAAUACCCAUUGAUACACUUAAAUAUAUAUUUACCUACAUACACAUACAUACAUACUUAAAUAACUUAAGCGGUUUCGUUGUCAAUAGUCACAAAGCCAAAGUCAAGCCGCAAUCAUGUAUGGCAUGGUUCUUGAGUCCGUUCAACAUUUCAUUCAAGAGGAAUUUGGUGAAGAUAUUUGGCGGCAAGUAUGCCAAAUUAUCGAUUGCCGCCACAAUACCUUCAAAACGCAUCAGAUAUAUCCGGACACACUAAUGCCCGAUAUAGCUGCCGCAUUGUCUGCGCUUACGGGGAAAUCUUUCGAUUGGUGUAUGUCCUUCUUUGGCAAUUGCUUUGUGCGCUUCUUCACCAACUUCGGCUAUGAUAAGAUGAUACGUGCGACGGGUCGCUAUUUCUGUGAUUUUUUACAGUCCAUCGAUAAUAUACAUCUCCAGAUGCGUUUUACAUAUCCGAAAAUGAAAAGCCCCUCAAUGCAGCUAACAGAGGUAGAUGAUGAUGGUGCGGUGAUGGUGUAUCGCAGCGGACGUACAGGGUUUUCGAAAUACUUGAUGGGCCAGUUGACGCAAGUAGGACGCGAAUUCUAUAAUUUGAAUGUAAAGUGUUCGGUGAUUGAAAGUCAAAAUGACAUAAAUGGUGGUAUUGCUGGGCCCAUUAAAUUAAGCCACGAACCAUUGACGGUGAUUGUGAAAUAUCGUUUGGACUUUGAUAAUCGGGAAUAUAUGGCAAAGCGUGUUAAUGUCGUGGCCCAUCCAACGCAACAAAUAUUACCAAAAGUCAAUAUUGACAUAUUUCUAGAUCUUUUCCCCUUCACUGUUUUACUCAAUCGUGAUAUGGUCAUUUCGUCGGCAGGUGAAAAAAUCGUUGAUACUUGGAUACUUCAUAACCAGGGCAAGAGCCCCUCCCAGUUUCUUGGCUCUCAUCUCAUGGACAUUUUCAGAUGCCGCCGUCCCAAGGACAUCAAGAUCAGUUGGGAUCAAAUUAUACAAAUGCGUUAUGUGCUUUUUGAAUUCGAACUAUUGCGCACUGGCCGCAAUCAGGCAGCUUACGAUGCGCUUAUGGAUCACAAUUUAGAAAAGGAGGUGAAUGAAGUUUUGAAUAGUAGUGAGGAAAACUUGUUGAAUGUCGACGCGAAGGAAGAUAUCGAUCCACUAACUGGUAAACGUAAAAUUUCACAUGGCAACAAGGCGAUAUUAUUGAAAGGCCAAAUGUUUCACCUCAAAGACAUCGAUUCACUUAUUUAUCUGUGCAGUCCACUCAUCGAAAAUUUGGAUGAGCUGCAUGGCAUUGGCCUAUUCCUGAAUGACUUGAACCCGCACGGCCUGAGUCGUGAGUUGGUAAUGGCCGGCUGGCAGCAUUGCUCCAAAUUGGAAAUAAUGUUCGAGAAGGAAGAGCAACGCUCUGAUGAAUUGGAAAAAUCAUUAGAACUUGCCGACUCAUGGAAACGUCAAGGUGAUGAGUUGCUCUACUCCAUGAUACCGCGUACAAUCGCCGAACGUAUGCGUAACGGCGAGGAGGCUAUUUGUCAGUCUUUCGAGGAAGUCUCUGUCAUAUUCAUAGAAGUAAUGAACAUCUAUGCUGGCGAUACGAAUGAUAUACGCGAUGCCAUGACAGCAGUAACUACAUUAAAUACCGUUUUUUCCGCAUUCGACCAAGAAAUAAUUUCACCAUUUGUAUAUAAAGUGGAGACGGUGGGCAUGGUUUAUAUGGCUGUUUCGGGCGCCCCCGAUAUAAAUCCAUUGCAUGCAGAGCAUGCAGGUGACUUCGCUUUGCGUGUUGUAAAGAAGGUCAAAGCUUUAGAGAUACCCGACCUGGCUAUAAGGGUGGGCAUAAAUUCGGGUCCUGUGGUGGCGGGUGUAGUGGGAUUGAAAGUGCCGCGUUAUUGUCUCUUCGGGGACACAGUGAAUAC